AUGAGAUUUCAGCGAAGCAAUCUUUGCUUCACUUGGGCUGCAAUAUUCUUAGGUCUUGUUCCUGGUGAUAUCUACUCUGAUUUACAUCGAUCGAAAUUGAUCCCGGAGCCUCUAUUUGGUGACAACCAUCUGCAUCUGUCUUGGAUCGCUGCAGAAAACUGGACGUAUACCAAAACGUUUAGUGUUGACCUAUCAAUACUAAAGUACAGAAGAAUACUGCUUCUAUUGAAAGGCGUCGACACCGUGUCGACAGUGGUCUUGAAUGACGACAUAUUAUUGAAUACAACUAAUCAGUUUGUGGAAUAUUAUGCUGAUCUGACUGGAUCCCUCAAGAAAAAUAACAAAAUUGAAAUACGGUUUACAUCACCAGUCUUAUAUGCCGAGGAAAAGUCGUCCGAAUACAGUGUGAGUUCCGUAGCGUGCUUGUUCAGCUCGUGCUCGUUUUUGAAUUGA
Molecule: messenger RNA, 453 nt
Organism: Cooperia oncophora
Lineage: Eukaryota; Metazoa; Nematoda; Chromadorea; Rhabditida; Trichostrongylidae
Source: the annotation of a GenBank genome assembly